Molecule: messenger RNA, 510 nt
Organism: Metarhizium robertsii ARSEF 23
Lineage: Eukaryota; Fungi; Ascomycota; Sordariomycetes; Hypocreales; Clavicipitaceae
Product: N-terminal fungal transcription regulatory domain-containing protein
Exons: 2
Coding region: 1-510 (169 amino acids)
Source: RefSeq, a predicted model, not a curated record
AUGUCCAACUGUUCGACUCGACACCUGGUCUCCCAUGUAAACGAGCACGAGCACGAGCGCGAGCACAACCAAGCGAGCAGCAUUCAUAAACCAUACCACCCCAUAGCCCAGAUGCAGCUACUGCCACGAACUAGAUACCCAUUCGGGCAAUUUGCGGGGUUCGAGUGGGCCGCUUUCCAUCCCAUUCCUGUCAGCGCUCCACCCGAUCGCACCUUCCCGUCACACCAACUCCCCGUCAGCCCUGCGGGGCCGGGCCAAGCAAACAUUCGAAGCAACGGCCCCCUCGCUCGCGGCGUCACCACCACGACGAACAUGGUGCCUCCUUUCCAGCCCGGAAUUGAAACAUCUCGAUUCGGUAUUUGCCGUCCUUCUAGACUCCUUUCCGAGUUUCUCCCGCCAUCUCCCAUGUCCACUGGAGGGGUUCGCACCGCUCCCCCGGUGUUUCAUAAACCUCCCCCGCCCGCUUUCCCACCUUCGUUCUCGUUCAAACCACUCAGCUCGAAUCGCUAG